CUGGAUCAUUAUAGAAUAGCAGCAGCCAGCGAGGUUCUUCUGACUGACCCUGGAACAGUGCCACUCUUCAUCAGAACAAGGUUUAGAGAAGAAUAUAUCUGCUGUAGGCCAACCUGCACUACUCGGGAUUUGAAACUGACCAUUUCGAAGGUCUUAGGUGUACCUGUUGCAUGCCAGCGACUUGUCUACAACCAAAAUGUGAUGUUCAAUGAAAUGAAAAGCUAAGUUACUACAGUAUUCAUCCCGGUUCCACUGUUUUUCUUGUAAUCACCCCUAAUGAAAUGGAUAUCCAUGUCACCCUGCCAUCAAAGAAGGUAACGACUCUCAUUUGCUCACAAGACGACAAAAUUGAAGAUAUCAAGUUGAAGGUUGAGCAAAAGGAGGGCAUACCUGUGGAGCAUCAAGCUCUACUCUUUGAGGACGACAAGAUGACUCUCAGAGAGGCCAACAUCACACCUGGACUACACUUUCAAGUCUUCUAUGAUUUUUCUUCAUAUGCUCAAGUUGAUCACAUCAGAACCAUGGACUUGUACCUUCAGAAAGAAUGCCGUCAGGUUGUUCAAUCCCACAGACGCCGUUUUGAUGCACAAAAAAUCUUUGAUACGCAGAAAGAUUUAAACAAGACAGAGAGAGCAAUGCGAGCACAUUCAAAGUGCAAAGCAGAAAAGAUGGCAGAAGAGGAAGCUCAUCUCAUCAAAGUUUCGGCUUUGCAGCGGGAAGUUGAUGAAUUUAAAAGAGAACAGGAAAAUGAGAAGAAAAGCUUUAAUGCUGAGAUUCAUAAUUUAAGGACACAUUCGACUGAACAAGAAAGACAAAAUGAAAACCUACACGAACGACUGACAGCCUCGCAGGUUGAGUCGGGUAGACUUCAGAGACAAAACCAAAUCCUCCAGGACACACUGGCAGCCUCUGAGGGACAGCUAGCUGCCUCUCAAUCUGAAUCUGCAAAACUACAGGAAAGACUAGCUGCCUCUCAAUCUGAAUAUGCAAAAGUGCAGGAAAGACUAGCUGCUUCUCAGUAUGAAUCAGCUGAACUAGAGGAAAGACUGGUUGCUGCUUUAGGUGAGUUACAGAGGCAUUCGCAGAGGGACCCUGAAGCAGUAGACAUCACUCCUUGGAACGUCCCACGCAGUGACGUACAU
Geodia barretti is the source of this 1142-nucleotide messenger RNA. The record is from the annotation of a GenBank genome assembly. Lineage: Eukaryota; Metazoa; Porifera; Demospongiae; Tetractinellida; Geodiidae.